AUGUCUAAGAGAAGAAUCGAAGUAUUGGACCCAUUUAUUAAGAGAAAAAGGGAGGAAAAAGCAGCCGCUGCCGCCAAGUCCAGCAGCGCUGGUGAAUCAACUUCGGAUAACACUUCAGCACUCACAACAGCAAUGCCACCAACACAAAGCACUCCAGGGAUCAAUCAGUUCACAGGUCUGCCGCACUCUCCGCGGUAUCAUGAGCUGCUGCGGCGGCGCCUGGGGCUCCCUGUUUGGGAGUACAAGAAUGACUUCAUGCGGCUGCUUAACACUCACCAGUGCGUUGUACUUGUGGGUGAAACAGGGUCUGGGAAGACCACUCAAAUACCGCAAUGGUCUGUGGAAUUUGCUGCAGUCACAGCCGGCAAGUCUACGGGGGUUGCAUGCACCCAACCCCGGAGGGUGGCAGCCAUGUCAGUUGCUCAGAGAGUGGCGGAGGAGAUGGAUGUGGCGUUGGGGCAGCAGGUUGGCUACAGCAUCCGUUUUGAAGACUGUUCUGGCCCACAGACAGUUCUCAAGUACAUGACAGAUGGUAUGUUGCUGAGAGAGGCUAUGUCGGACCCCAUGCUGGAACAAUACCGAGUGAUAUUGCUUGACGAAGCUCAUGAAAGGACCUUGGCAACGGACAUCCUCAUGGGUGUGUUGAAGGAGGUUAUCAAGCAAAGAUCCGAUUUGAAGUUAGUCAUUAUGUCAGCUACAUUAGAUGCGGGCAAGUUCCAGCAGUACUUCGACAAUGCUCCACUGAUGAAUGUCCCUGGUAGGACCCAUCCAGUGGAGAUUUUCUACACGCCGCAACCAGAGAGGGACUACUUGGAGGCAGCGAUAAGAACUGUUAUUCAGAUACAUUUGUGCGAGGAGAUAGCUGGAGACAUUCUACUGUUCCUCACUGGCCAAGAGGAGAUAGAAGAUGCUUGCAAGCGAAUAAAGAGAGAGAUUGACAAUCUCGGUCCCGAGGCAGGGGAGCUUAAAUGUAUUCCCCUAUAUUCCACCCUGCCGCCCAACCUACAACAGAGGAUCUUUGAACCAGCACCCCCGAACCGAGCCAAUGGUGCGAUCGGGAGGAAAGUCGUGGUGUCCACAAACAUCGCCGAGACCUCGCUUACCAUAGACGGCGUAGUGUUCGUGAUAGACCCUGGUUUUGCUAAGCAGAAGGUCUACAACCCUCGUAUCAGGGUUGAAUCCUUGCUGGUGUCCCCGAUCAGCAAGGCGUCAGCUCAGCAGAGGGCCGGUCGCGCUGGCAGAACCCGUCCCGGGAAAUGCUUCAGGCUCUACACAGAGAAGGCCUACAAGAAUGAGAUGCAAGACAACACAUAUCCAGAAAUUCUGAGAUCAAACUUAGGAUCUGUAGUUUUGCAGUUGAAAAAGCUGGGCAUCGACGAUCUGGUGCACUUUGACUUCAUGGACCCGCCAGCUCCCGAGACCCUGAUGAGGGCACUGGAGCUGUUGAACUACCUCGCAGCGCUUGACGACGACGGGAACCUGACCGACCUGGGCGCCGUGAUGGCGGAAUUCCCCCUGGACCCCCAGCUCGCCAAGAUGCUGAUCGCCAGCUGCAACCACAACUGCUCCAACGAGAUACUCUCCAUCACGGCCAUGUUGUCCGUUCCGCAGUGCUUCGUGAGGCCCAACGAGGCGCGGAAGGCGGCCGACGACGCGAAGAUGCGCUUCGCACACAUUGACGGUGACCAUCUAACGCUUCUGAACGUCUACCACGCGUUCAAACAGAACAUGGAGGACCCUCACUGGUGCUACGACAACUUCAUCAACUACAGAUCGCUCAAGUCCGGUGACAACGUUCGCCAGCAGCUGAGCAGGAUCAUGGAUAGAUUCAACCUGAAGAGGACCAGUACAGAGUUCACUAGCAAGGACUACUACAUUAACAUAAGGAAGGCUCUUGUCAACGGCUUCUUUAUGCAGGUCGCGCACUUGGAGAGGACCGGCCACUACCUGACCGUCAAAGACAACCAGGUGGUGCAACUGCAUCCUUCCACCUGCCUCGACCACAAGCCCGACUGGGUCAUAUACAACGAGUUUGUGCUCACCACAAAGAACUACAUCAGGACCGUCACCGACAUAAAGCCCGAGUGGCUCCUGAAGAUCGCUCCGCAGUACUACGAGCUGAACAACUUCCCACAGUGCGAGGCACGGAGGCAGCUAGAGCUCCUGCAGGCCAGGCUCGACUCCAAGGCCUACCAGGAGGGCUUU
Iphiclides podalirius (scarce swallowtail) is the source of this 2205-nucleotide messenger RNA. Lineage: Eukaryota; Metazoa; Arthropoda; Insecta; Lepidoptera; Papilionidae. The record is from the annotation of a GenBank genome assembly.